CACUGACAUAUGAAUGUAGGCAAAAAAACACGAAGGAGAAUAAACGAGAGAAAUCUUUUGCUCCACGGAAAAAUUCAAUAAAAUUCGAUUUAUUAUUGAUAAAUUAACAUAAAAUUAAUUGAAAGUGCAAAUAUUCAAUAAAUAUUAAAUGGAAUUUAUAAAAUUUAUGUUAAAAGAGAAGAAUAAAACACGAUUUUGCAGCAAGAAAAACCAAGUGAAAAAAUUUCUAUGGCCCCGUGAGAAGGUGUGUGUGUGUGUAACAAAUAACACGAAAGAAAAAAUCAAAAAGCAGCAAGCAGCACAUCACAACAAUAAAAAAAGUUCAAAUUUUUCUCCCCGUACUUGUACUCGGCACAUAAAUAUAUAUAUUACAUAUAUCCAUAGCUGCUGCUGCUGUUGUUGUUUGUUUUGUGUGAGAGACGAGAGCUAUCCGUCAUCUUCAUCAUCUUCUGGAAUCAAGCAGCAGCACCACAGUCAGCCGUCAGCCAGUUAGUGUUUGGCAAAAGAAAAUUGAAAUAAAAGCAAAUAAACCAGAAAAAGAAAAUUGAGAGAAAAAAUAAGCAAACCAAUAAAUGUGUGUGUGUGUGCGGUUGGAGGAGAGCGCCGCGCAAUGAUGUUGAGAUGUGUGUGAGAAAUCAUUCAAUUCAAUAAAUGUGAAAACUAGUAUUAUUUUAUACACGGUUUAAACGGCCGGACAGACGGACAAACGUUUUUGGUCGGUUAAUUGUUGGGUCAUCGACGACGAUAUCGUUGAGGUGUUUUUUGUGUCGAUCCCAAAAGUGUAUUUGUGUAAUGAACGAGUUUUUUGUUUUCUUGUGAGAUUUCUGUGUGUAUUACCCCUAAAUCGUGUCGUCGUAUCGCAGCAUAUCGUGUCGUUUGGUGUCAUUCUCGGUCGCUCGAUUAGUCUCUGGCCGUCGUGGUCGUGUCAAUAUAUAGGUAAAUUUUGUUGUAUUUUAACAAUAAAAUUUGUGCGAUAUUUUGUUGUUAUUGUUGUACGUCUGUCACACACAUCGAUUGAAACAAGAGAAUGUACAUAAAGUUGUGUGCAGACGAGGACAACGAAUAGUUUUGCAAAAGAAAACAACAAAGCCAUGGUGUUUUGAUCUAAAAAUUUGUGAAAAAGAAAUACGAAAUGAAGAAAAUGUUAUUAAAAAAGAUGUAAUGAAAAGUAAUUGAUAAAGAAAAAAAAAAUAUCCCAAGUGAAUGUCCACCUAAAGAAGACGAAAAAAAUCUAUCAAAAGAUACACACAGUGUUGCAUUUUUUUGGCUACCUAACAACUACCUACUUUUUUACCCAAAAAAAAAACGAAAACAAAAACAAACAACAAAACAAAAAAUAUACAUAUUGAUUGUGCCGAAAUAAACAACAACAAAUAACCAGCCAGCCAACCAGCAACACCAGUAUGGAUUAAUCUUCGUGCUUGGCCUCGCUCGCCAAAAUAAAAAACAAACAAACAGACAAAUUCGCAUAACAGCACAGCACUUGUUUGGAUUAAGUUAUUUCAUCAACAGUAAAAAAAAUUAAAUCACAAAUUCCAAGCUCAAGAAAGCAAAACAAUUCAAAUUUAAUUUGGAAAAAAUCCUGAUUUUCUUGUAAAAAAAAAAAAAAAAAAUAUGAAUCAUCAGUUGUAAUUAAAACAACAAGAAUAGUAUUUACACCAUCAACCCAUUUAAGACAAAAACCUUUGCCGCUUUGCCAAUCUCUUUGCCUGCCGCUCGCGCCCAACCGCAACAGGAAACAGCAACCCCAUGUCCCACAACAGCAAUCGCAGUCUAUCGAAAAGCAGUCGCAGUAGCAACAAACAUCAACACUUCAAUAGCAGCAACAACAUAGAGAGCCCCAGCAGUAGCAGCAGUAGUUGUAGCAACAGUGACGCCAACAGAAGCAGAGGCGGCGGCAGUGGCCAGAGUUACAGUAACAGCCAAAAUUAUACCAGCAAUUACGAUAAUAAUUUCACCAACAGUUACAGCGGCAACUACAGCGGAGACUAUAGCAUCUACACCUAUACGAAUUACAAUCAAAAGCAGCAACAACAACAAGUGCAGCAGCAGGACGAACAGCAGCAGCACGAUCAUCUGAAGGAGUUGCAACAGCAACAGAGAAACCAAUAAAGGAAAUAACAUCAACAACAACAACAACCUUUCAACCAUAAUAAAGCAGCAACAAAAACAAGGCAGGCAAGCAAAAGAAAUUACGCGCCAAAUGCUAAACCUAAAUUAUUAUGGGUCGUUCCAAGUUUCCCGGGAAACCAUCAAAAUCGAUAAAUCGUAAGCGAAUAAGUGUUUUACAAUUAGACCCGAAUACCAGCAGCAGUGGUGGUGGCGGCAGUGCGGCUGUCAAUGAAGCUUCAGGGCCGGGGACAGUAGCUACUGUAGGCGGGGGAGGAGGGGCAGCAGCUAACAGCAGCGGAACUCAUCACAACAGCAGAUCCUCCUCUGCGGCCGGAGAAAGUGCAUCGGGCUCCCAAACUAAUGCCACAGCAACAGCCUCAUCCUCAUCAAAUUCCGAAGAUGAGGAGAAUCUCAGGCAAACGAAAACGCCGCAAGCGAAGGAGAAGCAGCACCAGGGAAAUGGAGAUCCAGCCGAGGAGGAGAAGGAAGAUGACGAAGAUGAUGAUGACGACGAGGAGCAGGAGGAUAAUCACUUAAAUAAUUGUGAUAAACAUAAAAAUGGUAAAAGGGAAGACCAUGAUGACGAUGAUGAUGAGGAGGAGGAGGGGGGACAUUUUUCUGCCCGGGGAAAUGGCAGCAGUAGCAGCAGCAGUGGUAGUAGCCGCACCACCACAAAUGGCUAUGGUGAGGCCAGCAAUUCCUCAUCCUCUUCUAUGGGAGGUGGUCAAAGACACAAUGGUGGUGGCAGUAGCACCCAUAAAACCUCACAAAAUUCCCUGGCAUCCAUUAAAAUUCCCAAGCCCAGUUUAAGCGCCAAAGUGGAGGCUAAUUGCAACUCCAAUAAACCUAAGACAAGCCAGGCAAAAGCCAAGGAGGAGCAGCAGCAGCAGCAGCAACAAGAGAAAAAGGAAGAUCGAUCCUCCAUCAGCGACGAAUGUAGAAAAUCUUUAAAAUCCCCUCCACCUCCAGCACCACCAUCCUCCUCAUCCACGUCCUCAGCAACAUCACAACAGAAAUCUUUGCGUAAUUGUAAAAAAUUCAAAAAUUUAAAUAUUCACAAACCCGAAGUUAUGCUGCCGUCAUCGUCGAAAUUAAAAUUGCAACAACAGCAACAACAAAAUUCCCAUCCAGAAAAAUCCCAUGCAAAAACAAUUCCCGCCUCCCCAGGUCAGCAAAGCUCCUUGGCCACCAGCAGGCAAGAAACAACAACAGAACCUGUCAUCGGUAAACAGCAACAACAACACCAACAUACACCACCACAAAUAUGCGAAAUGUCAUCAUCAUCAGGCUCUACAAAAACAACAACAUCAUCUGUUUCAGCUUCACAACCACCCUCCCCUUCCAGCUCCACAGACAAGUCCCCAACUUCAUUAUCAUCAUCAGCAUCACCACGUCAGACCAAUAAUGAUGCCCAAGAUGAUGGAGUUCUCCGCUCGGAUACGUUGGGGAAAGACAACAACAAGAAGGCCGAAGAUGCUAAUAAUGUCGCCGUCACUGCUGCUUCCACAGUCAGCUUGGAAGAACGGAAGAACAGUUGUAUUGGUGUUGACCAGAAUGAUGAUGAUCAUCAUGAUGGAGAUGAUGAUGAUGCCGUUGGUGACCGCCAUCAUGGCGGUGAUGAUGAUGGAAAUUCCAGUUCUCCCCACUCCCAUGACUCGAAACCUGCACUGAAAUCUUCAAAUCAGGAGCAGCCUGUCCUUCCUACCAACAACCAAGGCGGUGGGGAUACCAGUGAAUCAGCGGAAAAUGCACAUCCAAGUGAAGAGAAUAGCCUGAAAUCUAAAACCAAUUCCACAACUGUCGCCGAAAGUACGACAGUGGCCCAAGAUAUGGCCACCUCCUCGGCGGCAACAAAUGGCUCAUCAUCGGCAAGCUCCUCCAGUACACCCAACAGCUCGACAGACAAAAAACAAAAGAAAACGGUCACCUUUAAAAAUGUUCUCGAAACAAGUGAUGACAAGAGUGCCGUCAAGAAAUUCUAUAACCCCGAUAACCGUAAACCCCUUAUCUCGAUUAUCAAGAAGGAAUGUCUCAAUCGGCCGCUUAUGUACACCCGAAACAGUGAAUGCAUUGUAAAACCCUCACGACUAACGGAAAUUUUGAAAAAUAAUUCAAACAUUGAUAAAUUGAAUUCAUUGAAAUUUCGUUCGAAUUCGGUCUCAUCAACGACAUCAUCAUCGUCAUCGGUUUUAUCUGGACCUUUGUCAAGGGUAUUUGGAGCCCCCUUGCCACCGGAUGAUGAGGAGGAGCAACAAAAUCAAAAUGUUAUUAAUUUUCGUCUCAGCAAACCGGCACGUAAUAAUAGAGACGAAGAUGAGGAGGAGGAGGAUGACGAUGAUGGAGAAGAUGAUGACGACGAUGAGGAGGAAGAAGAACAGGGGGAAGGAGACGAGGAAAUGGAUGAAGAUGAACCUGCCAAGGGAGAGGAAAAGGGUGGUGAUAAAAACCAUCAUCAAGCGGUGACGGAAGCUACAGAUGUGGGCCAACGUUUACAGUUGCCCAAGGAAAAAGAAGAGGCUAAACUCGGCGACAACUCAAAUGUGAUAAAAGGCAACGAUGAGGAGCACCAGAUUGUGUUGGACAAACAUUUCGUUUUGCCCAAACGUAGCUGUCGUUCAUCGCGUCUAAUCAAACCCAAUAAGCGUUUGGUUGAAGAUUCAAUAUUGGGCAAGAAACCCACACUAAAAUCAAAUCUCAAUUCCAGCUUGGCAAGCUCCUCAGCCACAGCAGCAGCUGUGGCACAGGUCAAAGAGGAAAAAUCUCCGGGAAUUACGCUGCAAACCAACUAUUUUGGUUUGGGUGGUGACUACAAGAGCAAGGAAUGCAAUGGUCUGAUGGGUUCCAAAUCCUCCAAAGAUGGCGAUACCUUGAAACCUUCAGCCUUUGCCGCAGCCACUUCCAAUGUUUUUUCCAAUUUUGGCAACGUCAAUAGCCUGCUAAGCUCCUCGACCUCCACGUCAUUGUCGUCGUCAUCAUCAUCGACAUCCACAAAACCCAGUAGUUUUAUUUUAAGACAACCCCGCCUUCAAUUUGAAUCCUUAUCGGCAACGGCUGCCUCAACCCCAGCCAGUAGCACCACACCCAGUGCAGCAGCAGCGUCGGCAAUAAGUACCAGUGAUCGAAGCAAUGUCAAUGUUUCAGCUGCAGCAGCUUUAGCCCUAUCAGCCUCCCUACCCAAAUCUCUGCUACAGGCAAUAUCAUCGUCAUCAUCUUCACCCAAUAGCAGUGGUACGGCGAACUCCGGUUCUACGGCUUCAUCACCUGCCUCGGCAUUGUCAUUACUAUCGCCCACAUUUUCCUUAAACCACAGUAGCAACAACAACAACGGUGGCAGUUCUUUGAAAAAUAAUACUAGUACAGCUUCUUUAUCCUCACUUUCGGCGGGAACUUCCACCUCAGCAACCAGUAUCCUAUGUGUGGUGUGUUCCUCACCCAUACACACAAAAAAUCUACCACAAGCCUCAAAAUAUGGUCAGCUAAGCUGUGAAUAUUGCCGUAAAUUUAUAUCGAAAAUUGCCAAGAAAUCUCUUGCCAUAAAAAAUUCUGCAAUUAAUAAACCCAUUAUACCGCAGUGUAAAGUGGAUGGAAAUUGCCCUAUAACGCCUUUGAACAAAGGCAUUCACAUAAAAAACUUCAAGAAACUCUACAAGGAACGCUGUGGUCUCUGCUGGCUCAAGAAAUGCCUGCACACUCUACAAUUGCCCAAAGUGAGGCUAAAUGCUUUGUUACCUGUCCUUAAUGCUGUUAUUGGGGGAAACAACUCCGCCACCAGUGGCAGCAUCAGCAAUAACAACAAUAGCAAAAACAAUAAUCUCAUAGAAAUGAAAAUCCGCAAAGACAUGGAGCUGUUGGAGACGGCGAAAUUAUCCAUUAAUUGGAAAGCGACACCAAUACCCAAGGAAGUGAAUACCUCCCCAAGUAUUUCCACAUCAACUCCUCCAGCCUUGAAUGGUGGUAAAUCCAGCAUAAAAUCAAAUUCCAUUGGUGCUGAUGUUGGUGGUGUGACUUUUGGCAGCUUACCUCUGCUGAGACCGGCCAUUUUGGAAAAACCCUCAUUGAUUAAACCCUCUUCUCUGAUGGAAACAAAAUUGGAACUUUCCGAGAAGUUGGAUAAGAAACCCUUGGAAAUAUUGAAAGAUGUUAAGCUAGAAAUACCGCCUGCAUCAUCAUCAUCAUUGGAAACAACGACACCUAGUACAAAUAAACUAAAACCCAAGGAGAAGAAGGACCGCAAGGAUGUUAAAAUCAAAGAAAUGCCCUCGCCCAAAAUGGAGGAGAAGCUAAAGGAUUCCAAGGAAAUUAUUGAAAAGUCAGAGGUCAUGGAAGGCAUAACAACUACCACUACUGCGGGAGCAACAGCCUCAAUGGCCCUGGAAAAUAGUUCCUUAACAGUGAAUGGUUGCCCGGCAUUGCUUGCGACCCCACCACCUAGUGGCACAAGCUCCAGUGGCGGCCCCAAUGCCCCUGGUGGUGUGUCAUCCGACAAACGCCAACGCAUUGAUUUAAAGGGUCCCCGGGUAAAACAUGUCUGUCGCAGUGCCUCCAUUGUAUUGGGCCAACCCUUGGCCAUGUUUGGUGAGGAUGAGGAACAGCAGGAGCAUCAAGAGGGUGUGAUGACCGCAGAAGAUAAUAUUCCCAGUUUACCCACUGAAAAUGUUGUGGAAAAAUCUCCCCUAACCGAUGAAAAUGAUAAUUGUGCCUCGUGUAAGACCCAGCAAUUGGAUAGCAGCAAACCCGAAGACAUUAGAACAGAACAACCACCUCCCUUAAAGGUGGCCAAAAUGGAGGUUAGCACGGCUGGCGGCCAAACUAGUACCAUCAGCAACACAACAACCACCACCAGUGUGACCACGACAACAACAACAUCUACGGCGGUGGCCACCACAAGAUCCAGUGUUUUAACCACCUCGAAAUUGUCGCAAAGACCCCAUCACUACAACACCCAUCUGACAACGGGCUAUAAAAAUAAAUUCAGCUCUCAAAUGGUGGCCACAAAUUCCUCCUCCCUUGCGACAGCAGGGGCCCUUGCCAGUGCCAAUGGCCAGCGACAGCGUAAGGACCCCCUGGCCGCCAGCAAAUGUAAACUCCUGAUAUCCAUUGAUUUUUGGGAAAACUAUGAUCCGGCUGAGGUAUGCCAAACUGGUUUUGGCCUUAUCAUCACCGAAACUGUGGCGCAGCGCGCUCUUUGUUUUCUCUGUGGUUCCGCCGGCCAGGAUCCCUUGAUAUUUUGUGCCUGCUGCUGUGAACCCUAUCAUCAGUAUUGUGUCCAGGAUGAAUUCAAUCUUAAACAUGGCUCCCUCGAUGAAACAUUGCUGCUAAAUGAAAGUUGUCUCAGUAUUACGGCCAGUGGUGCAGGUGCGGGUGGAACGAGUACCAAUACAGCCAUUGCCAAAUUGAAUUGGCUAUGUCCACGUUGUACGGUCUGCUAUACGUGCAACAUGUCUUCCGGUGCCAAGGUGAAGUGUCAGAAAUGUCAAAAGAAUUAUCAUUCGACAUGUUUGGGUACCAGCAAACGACUGUUGGGUGCCGAUCGCCCUUUGAUCUGUGUCAAUUGUUUGAAAUGUCGUUCCUGUUCCACCACCAAGGUAACCAAAUUUGUGGGCAACCUUCCCAUGUGUACCAGCUGUUUUCGUUUGCGCAAGCGUGGCAAUUUUUGUCCGGUCUGCCAGAAAUGCUAUGAUGAUCAGGAUUUCGAUUUGAAAAUGAUGGAAUGUGGCGACUGUCAUCAAUGGGUUCAUGCCAAAUGUGAGACGCUAACAGAUGAGCAAUACAAUCUACUGAGUACCCUACCCGAAUCCAUAGAAUUCAUAUGUAAACGUUGUUCUCGAAAGUCGCCAGAGGCUAAGCAAAGGGCCAAUGAAUGGCGGGAGGCGGUGCGCGAAGAAUUCCAAUCGAAUUUGAUGAGUGUCCUAAAGCUGUUGAGUAAGUCGAGGCAGGCCUGCUCCUUGCUGCGUUUAAGCCCCCGGAAACAAAUGAAGUGUUCCUGUGGUGGUGGUGCCGCCAAUAACAACAACAAUGGCAGUAACUCCAAAUAUCAACCCAAAUCCCUGCAGUUCAAUCAAGACUCCCAAAAUCCCCCCAGCAGCACAAAUCUAAAUAUUGAUGUCUAUGAAUUUGAUGACCAGGAAAGGGACACAGAAGCCAUGGCCCCACCCCUGCCCUUGGCUUUGGAAAAGAAAUGUGUUUGUAAUUCAAAUUCCAGUAGCCAUGCAAAUGGUGGCUCCACCUCCUCCUCCUCGUCGUCAUCCACAUCGGCUGCCAAUCAAAAUCUGAGUCUGGUGGAAAUCAAACAAAAAAUCACCUCGGACAAAUAUCAAUCCCUGGCUGAGUUCCAUUACGACAUGUCCAUGGUAAUACACCAGGCCAAUUGUGAUGAACUGGAAAUUGUUUACAAGGAAUUGUUGUCGGAACAAUUUCCCUGGUUUCAAAAUGAGACUCAGGCCUGUACGGAUGCCCUGGAGGAGGAUAUGUAUGAGACAUCGGGAGGGGCCUAUGGUAUCAACACCUCCCUGGAUACGGAAAAUGAUUAUCAAAUGGAUUGUCUGCCCACGGCCGAGGAACAACAUGAAGAGGCCCAAAGAUCGGCUCUAUUGGCUGAGUUGCCCCAGGAUUUGGAAGAUCAAAUGUAUGGCAUCAAAUCUCGGACAGAUUCAAGAAUAUGUCUGUUUUGUCGCCGCAGUGGAGAGGGUUUGCCCCAGGAGGAGUCGAGGCUGUUAUAUUGUGGCCACGACUGUUGGGUCCACACCAACUGUGCCCUGUGGUCGGCCGAGGUAUUUGAGGAAAUCGAUGGCUCUCUGCAAAAUGUACAUUCCGCUGUGGCCAGGGGCCGAAUGAUCAAGUGUUCGGUUUGUGGCAACAGAGGGGCCACUGUGGGCUGCAACAUCAAGUCGUGUGGCGAACAUUAUCACUAUCCCUGUGCCCGAUCGAAAAAUUGUGCAUUCCUGGCCGAUAAAUCCAUGUAUUGUCCGGCCCAUGCUCCCAAUAGUUCACAGAGUGCAGAAUUUGAGACACAGUUCGAGGUUCUGCGUCCCGUCUAUGUGGAGUUGGAAAGAAAACGCAAAAAACUGGUGGAACCCUCUAAGGUCCAGUUUCACAUUGGCUCUUUGGAGGUGAAACAAUUGGGUCAUAUUUUGCCACGAUUCUCCGAUACCUAUGAGGCUUUGGUCCCAGUGAACUUUUUGUGUUCCCGCCUUUAUUGGUCCUCCAAGGAGCCAUGGAAAAUUGUGGAGUACACCGUAAGGACUUAUAUUCACAACUCCUCGAGUUCCAGUUUGAGCUCCUCUUGUUUGGAUAUGGGCAAGAAUUUUACGGUUGACCAUAGCCAAACAAAUACCGCCCUCAUCCAUUUGGGUUUGACGCAGAUACAACAAUGGCAUUCCAGUCUGAAUAAGGCCACCGAUUAUGAUAAUGCCCUGGAGGAUUAUGAGUAUUUGCAAGGUUUCAGUAACACCAGUCAUCAUUCUAACCAUCCGGAGCAAACGAACACCGCCGCCGAUGAGGAACCUCAAAACAAUGCUGAUCUUUUGCCCCCUGAAAUUAAAGAAGCCAUAUUUGAAGAUUUACCCGGUGACCUAUUGGAGGGUAUUUCCAUGUUGGAUAUUUUUACGAAAUGUAUGAACUAUGAAGACAUGGUCCAGGGUGAACAAACUCCCCUCACCGAUGAGGAUACCAUGACCUCCAUUGGGGCAUUUACCAAACAAUUGACAGCGGAAUUGAAUAAUGGUUGGCCAGUAGCGGCAGCGGCGGCGGGUGGAGCCAAUAGUGCUACCAGCGAUGAUGCCCUAUUUUCCAGUAGCCAAGCAGCGGCAGCCGUAAAGUUGCAGAAACUCAAGAAAUCCUCCUCGCCCAUCAUCAAUUGUGGCGAUGUCAAUGCCAAACAUGCCAUCAAGCGUAGGAAAAUCUCGGAAAAUAUGCUCAUCACCUUUAAUCAACAGCAUCAACAGAGGUCCCACAAAUCGAAAGAGACAAAUGUACGUCUGGAAUCCUCCAAUAAACGUAGUUUUACCUGGAGUGCAGAGAAACGUUACAAUCUGGAGACAUCUACCGCAAGUGGCGAUUCCAAAUUGAAAAUCAUGCAGGUUGAUGGUGUGGAUGAUUCGGUAACGGAGUUUCGUUUUAUACCCCAGGAUAAUACGGCCAUCAAGUGUGAAAGGUGUCAGUGUACCUAUCGCAAUUUAGAGGGUUUCCAACGACAUUUGGCGACAUGUAGCACCGGGGGUGGGGAAUCUGAAACCCCAGAGGGUCAAAACACAACAACAACGGGUAUUACUCUGGAACAAUUACAGGAAUUAAAUAAUAAACUACAACAACAACAAAGAGCUGCCUCCCAGCUACCUUUCCUGCAAGCCAUACCCACCACCAAUCAAACGUUGCAGCAACAGCUUCAGGGUCUCCAAGCGGCGGCGGCGAUACCCCAAUUGCAAUUGCAAAAUGUACAACAACUGCAAAAUCUACAACAAUUACAACAACUACAGCAACUGACCCAGGCUGCGGCCACGGCUCAACCCCAAUCCUUGGGUGGGAAUUUCUUUAUAUCCACCACCGCCAAUAACCAGCCAGAGGUGGUGAAUAAUCCCACAACGGCAGAUUUACAGCUAUAUGCCAAUGCUUUGCAGGGUCUGACAGCCAAUUUGAAUGGCACCACCUUUACACUACAACCCACGGCGGGCACAGCGAAUCACACCUUUGCCCAAGCUCCUGCGGCUGCUCCCCAACCAACUGGCCAACUUUUGGCCCUCUCAACCAAUGCCGAUGGUAGCCAACAAAUUAUACAACUACCCGCCCACAAUACCAGCACCCCUGCCACAUAUCAAACCCUGCAGGCCACCAAUACCGAUAAGAAGAUCAUUCUCCCGGUGGGUGGGGGAAAACCCAUGAAAACCAUGGCCACGAAGGCAGCCCAACAGGCGGCUGCUAAAAAUAAGCUGAAGGCCACAACGGCCGUGAAACCUUUGCAGUCAAAGGUACAGCUGGGACAACAGACCACCACCACCUCGACCAACAAUAACCCAAACACGCUGAACAACAACACCAACAAUGCAGCGACGGCCGCCGCAGCAGCUCAGCUGCUAAAUCAACAGAUUCUACAACAGCUGCAGCAGCAGGCCCAGGUCCAAGCCCAGCAGAAUGCCAACAACAAUGCCACCACGCCGCAGAUUGUCUUUCAGACAACCAGCGCCAAUCCAGGGCAGCCGCAGAUUAUCAUGCAACAGCCGCAGCAAAAUAUCAUAUCCUUUGUGACCACCAGUACCGAUGGUGGUCAACAGCAGCCCCAGUUCCAGUAUGUUACCCUGCCCACAACAAAUAAUCAGCAAAUCUUUGCCACCACAAAUGGACAUCAUCAUCAUGGCCAUACGCAUGCCCAGCCUCUAAUGCAGUCGGCCUAUUUACAGACCGAUGCCAGUGGAAAUUUAGUGCUGACCAGUGGACCGCCCACGGCAGCGCCCCAGGCUCCCACUCCCCUGCAAUUGCUUACCGGUCCAGGGUCCCAAGUGAUUGGUACGCUCAUACAACCACAAACAUUGCAGCUACAGGGCGGAAAUGUUCUCACCGCUGAGGGGCUAACACAAAACGGUGGUGGAGCCACAACCCAAACUCAGCAACAGGUUAUCAUUAGCAAUGGCACCACAGCGGGAGGUCCUGGCGGCGGAGGUACGGCAACGGGUCUCGAAAUGUUGGCUCAGCCAACAGCCACUCCACAACUGGUACUCGCGGCCGCCACCACCAAUAACCCACCCAUGUAUUAUGGUCUGGAGACAAUUGUCCAGAACACUGUGAUGUCGUCACAGCAAUUCGUCUCCACCGCCAUGCCGGGGGUUUUAAGUCAAAAUGCCAGCUUUUCGGCCACCACCACCCAGGUAUUUCAGGCCAGUAAAAUUGAGCCUUUGGUGGAUAUACCAGCAGGAUAUGUGCUGCUCAAUAAUGUGGAUCCCAAUCAGGCGGCGGCAGCUAUUUUGCAAAGUCAACAGCCUCAGGCGGCAACCAAUCAGGGGGUGAAUCAACAGGCUGCGGCCAAUCAGGCCAGUUUUAUACAGGCUGCCCUGCAACAACAGGCGGCAGCCGCAGCUGCAGCCAAUCUGGUAGAACAACAACAGCAGCAGCAGCAACAACAACACCAGCAAAAUCUCUAUCGCCAGGCGGCGGCAGCAGCGGCCUAUCCUCAGAUUGUGGUAACACCAAAUCUCACCCAGCAGCAACAGCAGCAGUCACAACAGCCGCAGCAGGUGACCUUGAAUGCCAGCACACUUCAGAAUCCUGCACAGGCCACCACAACAACCUAUGUGGAUCCCAAUACGGGCACCGUGUACAGUGCCAAGGUAACACCCAUGGCUGCCCAGGUGAAACGGGGCAAGGCCUCGGCAGCUGCCACACCCAUGGCGGCGGCCAAUAUUACGAAGGUCCAGCCGCAGCAGGUGGUUGUCAACAAGGUAAUGCCAAAUGUGGCCCAGCUUAGCAACAUACAGACGUCGCAACAGCUCCAGCAACAACAGCAAGUUUCGGUGGCAACCCCACAACAACAACCGGCUCUGAUUUUAAAUGGCAAUCAAAAACCCAAACAAGCGCCUGCCAAUAAAAUAAAUCCGGUGGUACAACAACAACAUCAAGGAAAUGUCAACUCCCUGAAAUCCCAACAAAACCAAGAAAUUGCGGUUGGCAGUAACAACAACAACGCCAACAAAAAGACCAAUAUGAUAAGGCCCCUCAAUAAGGCCGAGGUUAAGCCAAAGGUUAUGAAAACGGCCACAGCCACCAUGGUGACCAAGGCCAACAACAACACAAAUAGCCACAACAACACCAAUGCAAUUCUAAAUCCCAACAACAAAAUGAUCAUACUCAAACCCCAGCAGCAACAACAACAACAACAACAUCAGCAACAAUCACAAAUUCAAAUCGAGUCAAAUCUCAGUCAAUUGGAGGUCCGAACUAAUAUUACCCUGGAGCCGGCAACCAUGACCCUGGUGGAUAAUAAUAAUCUUGGAAAUAAUCCUGCAAUUUUGGGACACCAUAAUAAUGCUGAACAUGUCCUGAAUUCGGAAAUUCAAGGUCUUCAACAGACUACACAGCAACUUGUCCCACAGCAGCAUCAGCAGCAACACUACAAUGUGGCGGAUAACUUGCUGAUGGAGGAAAAUCCUGGACAAACUACCCUCACACAUUGUUCCUUUUCCAAUAAUCUGGCGAAUUUUGAAACUCACAACUCCCAGCAACAACAACAACAACAACAAUCCAUACCAACAAAUAAUGAGACCAGCAACACAACCCAUCAAAUUCUACCCACCAUCCAGAGGAUGCCCCAAUAUACCAACAUAAAUAUUGUCAAUCCCUUGCAACAAUAUUCAGCCGCCACAACAACAACAGCUUCUAGCCUCUCCACACUAAGUAACUCCUCGACCACCACCACCACAGUUACCAGGCCCACAAAUCGGGUAUUACCCAUGCAACAGAAAAUCUCCAAUAACAGCACCACCACCACCACUACAAACACCCUGAACAGCAACACCUCCUCCGCAAUCAACAACAACAAUUUUGAACAACAUAAUCCAGUGUUAGGUAAUUCGGUAGCCGGUGGCUUUUGUACAACCUCAACCAUAACCACCACGAGUAGUACAACAACCAGUAGCCUUAACUCUUCCACGCAGGAUUUGAACUCCCAUUCCAAUCUCAGCAUGGUGGAGGAAUCAAUGAAAAAUCAUGGCCUGAAUAAAAUUGCCUAUGAGGCAGAGGUUAAACAGAUGUUGCUGCACUCUCCCAAUCCCCAGCAGGAUUCGGCGAUACAACAACAACAGCAAAUGCAACAACAACAUGUUAUGUAUUUACAGCAGGAGGCAGCGGCAACACCCAUAACCCUAAUGUCAGCCAAGGUUUCACCACCCACACCCAACAGCUUGGCCAGUUAUGAGGAGUUAAACAACAAGGCUGAGGACAACUCCAAGCUCUGCUAUGUUCCCCAGGUGCCAUGCAACAAUUACAUGGAGGAGCAGCCGGCAAAUAAUAUCUCCACGGCGGCAGAGGAAUGUUUGGGGGUUGAACCAAAAUUCCCGGCCGAGGGAGAAAUUAUUUUGUCAUCCCAAAAAGAGAAUGGACCUGAGGCCUUGGGCAUAGCAGCCCAGAACCUCAUGGAUAUGCCGGGACAACAACAGGCAGAAAAUCCCUUAGCCGAAAAUAAUGACAACCACGAUGCUGUGAAUGCUGGGGAGGAGGAAGAGGACGAUGACGAGGAGGAUGAUGAUGGUUUUAGUUUGAAAAUGCCCUCCACAAAUUGUUCCGACAAUCUCUCCAUGGACAGCGAUGAACCAGCCGUCAAAGAGAAGAUCAGUAAAAUUCUCGACAACCUAACCAAUGAGGAGUGUGCGGAAUCUUUGAAUACCCCCAAUACCACCACGCUAGAGGCCUCCACGGCUGGGGACUUGCAUUCCCAGAACAAUGAAGAACAAACGUAUCUAACAAACUCCCAACAACAACUGCAUACCUCUCCCGAACAACAACUUGCCACGGCGACAGAUUUCUACAAUUCCCGAACACCCGAAGAAACUUCAGCCCUGUUGGCCGAUGUUGAAUUGGCCGUGGAAAACAUCAAGGAAAAGCUACAAGAACCCUCUAACCAAUAUCAUCAGCUCAGCAAUAACCAUGCCACAGCAGCUGCUGUGGUAGAAGAACUCAUCGAAAAUCAUGUUGCAGCUGGGCAACAAGGUCCCAUGACCAGCAGCAGCAUCAUUCCACCACCCAGUCAACCACCACCCACAAGGCAACCCAAACGGGUGAGUGGACCUCAUCUGCUCUAUGAAAUACAAAGUGAAGAUGGUUUCACCUACAAAUCCACCUCCAUUGCUGAGGUAUGGGAGAAGGUGUUUGAGGCGGUACAGGUUGCCCGCCGGGCCAAUGGUUUGGCUCCGCUACCCGAAGGACCCCUGGCCGAUAUGAGUGGUGUGCAAAUGAUUGGCCUCAAAACCAAUGCUUUGAAAUAUCUCAUCGAACAGCUACCCGGAGUGGAGAAAUGCAACAAAUACACACCCAAAUAUCAUAAGAGGAAUCACAGUGGUUCCAGCAGCAGUAGUGUCAGUAACUAUUCCACUCAAUCCCAUUUGAGUGGUAGUCUGUCGGCUCUGUGUUCCACCAGUUCCCUGAGCAAUUCCUCCAUGGGAGUUGGAGGCCCCAGCUGCCUGGAUGUUGAUGGCAAUAGUUUGGAUUACAAUUCCGAGCAGGAGGAACUCAAUGAAAAUCCCUACGAUUGUGCCCGAUGUGAACCCUACUCGAAGCGUUCGGAAUAUGACAUGUUUAGUUGGCUGGCCUCCAGGCAUCGUAAACAACCGGUACAGGUGUUUGUACAACCAUCGGAUAAUGAAUUGGUGCCAAGGCGCGGCACUGGCAGCAACCUUCCCAUGGCCAUGAAAUAUCGCACACUGAAGGAAACCUACAAAGAUUAUGUGGGCGUUUUCCGCUCCCACAUACAUGGCAGGGGCCUGUACUGUACAAAAGACAUUGAGGCUGGUGAAAUGGUCAUUGAAUAUGCUGGUGAAUUGAUCCGUUCCACCCUAACCGAUCAGCGUGAACGUUACUACAACAGCCGAGGCAUUGGCUGUUAUAUGUUCAAGAUCGAUGACAAUUUAGUUGUAGAUGCCACCAUGCGUGGCAAUGCAGCCAGAUUUAUAAAUCAUUCAUGUGAGCCCAAUUGCUAUUCCAAAGUUGUAGAUAUCCUGGGCCACAAACACAUAAUUAUCUUUGCUUUGCGACGCAUUGUCCAGGGCGAGGAGUUAACCUAUGAUUACAAAUUUCCCUUUGAGGAUGAGAAAAUUCCAUGCUCCUGUGGUUCCAAGAAAUGUAGAAAGUACUUAAACUAAAGAAAAAAGCCUAACGUGAUUAAAAGUGAUUUGAAUGAAAACAAAAACAAGAAAACCUUUUUAUUAUUAUCAUAUAUAACGAUUAUGUAUUAUGUAAUUGUGUGUAAUUUAUAAAUCUAUAUAUUUAUAUACUCAUUAGUUUAAUGUUGAAUGCCGUAAACCAUGCCAUGCAGAGCAAAACAAAAAAAGCAAAAACCACAAAAAAUGAGAAUUUUAAAAAUACCAGAAAAAAGGCAACGAAAAUUUAUUUCCUUUCAAAAUGUUAUAAACAAAAGAAAAAUAUAAAAGUUAUAUAUAUAUGGAAUCUACUAUUUCCCCCCUCUCCCUACAGAAAAGAAAACUAACUUCACCCGAUGGAGAUUGUAUGUAAAAUUGUAUUUUGUAUUUAAACAUAUACCAUUUCUAAGUGCGUGGUGGUAUUGAUAAUGAUAUUAACUAUUAUUAUUAUUUUUGUAUAAAUGUUAAGUAACUUUAGAAAUCUAUGAGAAAAAGAAAAUUGCAACAGUAUUCCGAAAGAAAAAAACAUAGUAGAAAAUCUAAACUUUUUAAUAUUAAAAACUACUAUUUAAAAAAAACAUGUAAUGUUAGUUUGAAAAACUAAAGCUAAACCUAGAAAUGCUACAGAAAAUCUAAAAACAAAAACAUUUCACUUAAGCUUCUUUCCAUUCAUAUAAUUUUUUUGGUUUACAAUUUUGUUGAGAAGAGAACAAGAAAUUUAAAAUGUGUAGCUUAUAAAAUUAAUUAAUGUGACGAAAUGGGGGAGGCAAAGACAAAUUUUGGAGAUAAAUAGGAGAAUGAGAGCAAUCAGGAAGAUUUUGAGGAGAUGUAUUAAAAUCAUUUGGAUUUUUUUUCUAUCGCAAAAAACCUUCCUCCGUUCCUGAGGAAAUUUUUUUCUAUCGCAAAAAACCUUCCUCCGUUCCUGAGGAAAUUUUUUUCUAUCGCAAAAAACCUUCCUCCGUUCCUGAGGAAAUUUUUUUCUAACGAAAAAACCUUCCUCCGUUCCUGAGGAAAUUUUUUUCUAACGAAAAAACCUUCCUCCGUUCCUGAGGAAAUUUUUUUCUAACGAAAAAACCUUCCUCCGUUCCUGAGGAAAUUUUUUUCUAACGAAAAAACCUUCCUCCGUUCCUGAGGAAAUUUUUUUCUAACGAAAAAACCUUCCUCCGUUCCUGAGGAAAUUUUUUUCUAACGAAAAAACCUUCCUCCGUUCCUGAGGAAAUUUUUUUCUAACGAAAAAACCUUCCUCCGUUCCUGAGGAAAUUUUUUUGCUAAAGAAAAAACCUUCCUCCGUUCCUGAGGAAAUUUUUUUGCUAACGAAAAAACCUUCCUCCGUUCCUGAGGAAAUUUUUUCUAACGAAAAAACCUUCCUUCGUUCCUGAGGAAAUUUUUUUCUAUCGGAAAAAACCUUCCUCCGUUCCUGAGGAAUUUUUUUUCUAACGAAAAAACCUUCCUUCGUUCCUGAGGAAAUUUUUUUCUAUCGGAAAAAACCUUCCUCCGUUCCUGAGGAAAUUUUUUUCUAACAAAUAAACCUUCCUCCGUUCCAGGGGAAAUUUUUUUCUAUCGGAAAAAACCUUCCUCCGUUCCUGAGGAAAAUUUUUUUCAAUUGCAAAAAACUUUCCUCCGUUCCUGAGGAAAAUGUUUUUCUAACGAAAAAACCUUCCUCCGUUCCUGAGGAAAUUUUUUUCUAACGAAAAAACUUUCCUCCGUUCCAGGGGAAUUUUUUUUCUAACGAAAAAACCUUCCUCCGUUCCAGGGGAAAUUUUUUUCUAACGAAAAACCUUCCUCCGUUCUAGGGGAAAUUUUUUUCUAUCGAAAAAACCUUCUCCUAUAGGCACUAUAAGACCUCUUAGGAUUGUUUUGGAACUCUUCACUCUUCUCAUCCUUUGACUUAUCCCUGAUUUUAUUUGCAGCCCCUCAUUUUGUCACACCCUGUCUAUAUACUUUAUAAAAAUGCAAACAAUUUUAAAAAUCUAUACAUAUACAUAUAUAAAUAUAUAUUUAUUAUAAUGCAUAUAUAUAUAUAUAUAUAUAUACAUACGAAAAACAAAAUGUGAGAAAAACCUACUAAAUAACCAAUUGUGUAAUUGUUAUUAAGUUUACAAACAUCUCUACAAAAAAAAAUAAAUUAAAGAAAAAAAUAUAAUAAUUUAAAAAAAAGAAAAUUGUAUCCUUAUUACUAUAUAUAUAAACUUAUACAUAUGUAUGUAUAAAAAAUGAAAAGAUAAUAUUUUUAAUUAAGUAUUUUAGUUUUUUUUUUGUGUAUGAAGACAAUGAUUAUUAAAGCCGGAUAGAAGAUUAUAAGCGUUUAUUAUAAAUGUUAAUGGUAUUUUUAAUUUUUAAUGUUUUUUUUAAUAUUUUCUCUAUCGAAAGUUUUGUGUUUUUUAAGGGUCUAACAAUGUAAAGUGCAAAUUUCAAAUUGCUUUCACACUCUCGUAAUCCGUUCAAAUAAUUGUUCUUAUUAUUUUAUGAUUAUUAUUAUUAAUAUAAAACAAGAAAAAAUAUUAUAAAUAUAAAAAAUCUGUAAAUCUUUUAUUUUUGUAAUUUUUAAGUAAUUAGCAAUUUUCAUGUAUUAUUUGCUAAUUUAUUCCCAAUUUUUAUUUUAGUUCUGUGUAAGCUAUUCUUUUGUAAAGUUAAAUGAGAAACAUUUUUACAGGGGUUUUUCAAAAAAAAAAAAAAAGAAAAUUUGAUUGUUUGCUUGUAAAUAUAAAAGAAAAAAAAAAAAGAAAAAUGAAAUUGAAAAAAGAAACAUCAAAAUAUAAUUAUUUUUAAUCUUUAUAUAUAAUUUUAUUUUAUAAUUAUUAUUAUUAUUUUUUUUGUAAUAAUUUUCCCUUUAGCACAUAGUCUACAAAACAAACAAACCGCAACUAUAAUAAUUAAAAAAACAAAAACAAAACAAAAAUACUAAACUAAAUCUCUCUUUUUUGUUAUAACAUUUUAAUGAAUGAAUGAUAAAUGAUAAUGAUGACGAUAUAUAUACAUAAAAUCUAAAAAAAAUAUAUAUUAUUACAAUAACAAAAGUACACUAAAAAUACAAAGCAAAACAAACUAACUAAUAUUAUUCUUAAAAUUAAAAUUAACAAAAAAACUUAACAAACGUACACACACAUCACAUGUAACCGAAACUUUUCUUUUGGAAAAGGUCCAGGUUAUGAAGCGCGGAGAAGAAGAGAAAGAAAACUACUUUCAUAAAAAUAAAAUAAAAAGAAAUCAUAACUAAAAAA
Musca domestica (house fly) is the source of this 19168-nucleotide messenger RNA. RefSeq names its product histone-lysine N-methyltransferase trithorax (gene trx). Gene Ontology annotation, cellular component: nucleus; histone methyltransferase complex. Bases 2223 to 15950 code for a protein of 4575 amino acids. Gene Ontology annotation, biological process: positive regulation of DNA-templated transcription. The record is from RefSeq and is a predicted model, not a curated record. Lineage: Eukaryota; Metazoa; Arthropoda; Insecta; Diptera; Muscidae. The transcript has 11 exons. Gene Ontology annotation, molecular function: zinc ion binding; sequence-specific DNA binding; DNA-binding transcription factor activity.